This is a messenger RNA of Capronia coronata CBS 617.96, 2172 nucleotides long. RefSeq names its product hsp88-like protein. Gene Ontology annotation, molecular function: ATP binding; ATP-dependent protein folding chaperone. The transcript is spliced from 4 exons. Gene Ontology annotation, cellular component: cytosol; nucleus. Bases 1 to 2172 code for a protein of 723 amino acids. The record is from RefSeq and is a predicted model, not a curated record. Lineage: Eukaryota; Fungi; Ascomycota; Eurotiomycetes; Chaetothyriales; Herpotrichiellaceae. Gene Ontology annotation, biological process: protein folding.
AUGAGCGUUGUCGGGAUAGAUUUUGGUGCUCAGAGCACGAAAGUUGGAGUCGCACGGAACAAGGGAAUAGACAUCAUUACCAAUGAAGUCUCGAACCGAGCUACACCGUCUCUAGUCGGGUUCGGACCAAAGAGCAGAUACCUGGGCGAGUCGGCUAAAACGCAGGAAAUCUCAAACCUCAAGAACACCAUCUCCUCCCUCAAGCGCCUCGCCGGGCGGACCAUCGAUGACCCCGAUAUUGCCAUCGAGCAGCAAUACAUCACGGCACCACUAGUCGAUGUUGAUGGUCAGGUUGGAGCCGAGGUCACAUACCGAGGGGAGAAGAAGAGAUUCAAUGCAGUCCAGCUGAUUGCAAUGUACCUUGGGAAAAUCAGAGAUACUGCCAGUCGAGAGUUGAAGCUUCCUGUCUCGGACGUCGUGCUCAGCUGCCCGCCGUGGUUCACGGAUGCUCAGAGAAGAGCGUUGAUCGAUGCCGCCGAGAUCGCCGGAUUGAAAGUCCUCCGGCUCAUCAAUGACAACACCGCAACCGCCCUCGGUUAUGGCAUUACAAAGUCAGACCUGCCGGAAGGGGAUGCGAAACCCCGCCGAGUGGUCUUUGUAGACGUUGGCCACAGUGACUACACCGUCUCGGUUGUGGAAUUCCGCAAGGGUGAAUUGGCGGUCAAAGCCACCGCCUUUGACCGACACUUCGGUGGCCGCAACAUCGACAAGGCCCUUGUUGACCAUUUUGCUGCCGAGUUCAAGGAGAAGUUCAAGGUGGAUAUCACGACCAACGCAAAGGCGACUACGCGCGUGGCCGCGGCAGCAGAAAAGCUCAAAAAGAUUCUCUCUGCAAAUGCUCAGGCUCCUAUCAGCAUUGAGUCUCUCAUGGAUGACAAGGAUGUCCGAGCCACGUUGAAGCGGGAUGAACUCGAAGAGAUGAUCAAACCCCUCCUCGACCGAGUCACCGCGCCUCUGGAACAAGCUCUCGCGGAUGCCAAGCUCAAAGUCGAGGACAUCGAUGUCAUUGAAAUGGUGGGCGGCAGCACCCGUGUCCCGGCCAUCAAGGAGAGAGUUGCCCAAUUCUUUGGCAAGCCACUCUCAUACACACUCAACCAAGAUGAGGCCAUCGCCCGCGGGUGCACCUUCAGCUGUGCCAUCCUUUCUCCAGUUUUCCGCGUCCGAGACUUCUCCGUCCAUGACAUUGUCACCUAUCCGAUCGAGUUUACCUGGGAACAGUCCCCAGACAUCCCGGAUGAGGAUACCAGCUUGACCGUCUUCAAUAAGGGCAAUGUGAUGCCGUCGACCAAGAUUCUUACCUUCUACCGGAAACAGCCUUUCGACCUGGAGGCUCGAUAUGCCAAGCCGGAAAUGCUCCCUGGCAAAAUCAACCCCUGGAUUGGACGUUUCUCGGUGAAGGGAGUCAAGGCAGAUGAAAAGGAUGACUUCAUGAUCUGCAAACUCAAGGCACGUCUCAACCUCCAUGGCAUCCUCAACAUCGAGAGUGGUUACUAUGUUGAGGACGUCGAAGUCGAGGAGCCUGAACCGGAGAAGCCCAAGGAUGGAGACGCCAUGGAGACCGACCAGCCUAAUGGUUCCGCCGAAGGCAAGCCCAAGAUGCGCAAAGUCAAGAAACAGGUGCGCAAGGGAGACCUGCAGCUUGUCUCCGGGACGUCUUCCUUGGACGAGUCCACCAAAUCUGCUGCCGGCGAACUCGAGAACGCCAUGUUCAUGGAGGACAAGCUGGUGACAGACACCGAAGACAAGAAGAACGAACUGGAAUCGUACAUCUACGAGCUCCGUGGCAAGCUGGACGACGUCUACUCGGAGUUUGCUAGCCCCGAGGAGAAGGAGAAGAUCCGGGCUACCUUGGAGAAGGCAGAGGAUUGGUUGUACGAGGACGGUGAAGAUGCCACCAAAGCGCAAUAUGUCGCCAAGAUGGACGAGAUCCGAUUCGUUGCCGGCCCCGUCAUCCAGCGAUACAACGACAAGGUCGAGGCGGAACGUCAAGCAGUGCUGAAGGCUCAGGAAGAGGAAGCCGCGAGGAAGAAAGCCGAGCUCGAAGCCAAGAAGAAGGCGGAGGAAGAGGCCAAGAAGGCUCAAGAGAAACCAUCCCAGUCAGCGGCAGAGGAUACGGAAAUGAAGGAUGCAGAUGGCGACGCUGUCAAGCCUGACGCUGUGGAGGAGAAGUAG